CCGCGCACGGGUGGGACAGGGUUGGCGCGUUGGAAGGGUGGGGGAAAGGCAGAAGAGGGCAAGCGUACAAGCCGCGGCGCGAGAAGGUCCUUGGGUGCGCGCACGUGCGUGCGUGCGUGCGUGAGUGCGUGUUCGCGACCCACGGCACGCUGUGCGCGAGGCGGAUGUCCGGGCCGGCUGGACCGGGGCCGCUGACGAGAUGGCGGAAGGCGGAGGCUGCCGUGAACGACCGGAUGCAGAGACCCAGAAAUCCGAGCUCGGGGCCUUAAUGAGGACCACGCUGCAACGAGGGGCGCAGUGGUAUCUUAUUGACAGCCGGUGGUUCAAGCAGUGGAAGAAGUAUGUGGGCUUCGACAGCUGGGAUAUGUACAAUGUGGGUGAACACAAUCUGUUUCCUGGCCCCAUAGAUAACUCUGGACUCUUUUCAGAUCCUGAGAGUCAGACCUUGAAAGAACAUUUAAUUGAUGAAUUGGACUAUGUAUUGGUCCCCACUGAGGCCUGGAAUAAGUUACUAAACUGGUAUGGCUGUGUAGAAGGUCAGCAGCCCAUUGUCAGAAAAGUUGUAGAGCAUGGCCUGUUUGUCAAGCACUGCAAGGUAGAGGUGUAUUUGCUGGAAUUGAAGCUUUGUGAGAAUAGUGAUCCCACCAAUGUGCUGAGUUGCCAUUUCAGCAAGGCAGACACCAUCGCAACCAUCGAGAAGGAAAUGCGGAAGCUGUUCAAUAUCCCUGCAGAGCGUGAGACACGGCUGUGGAACAGAUACAUGAGCAACACCUAUGAGCAGUUGAGCAAGCUAGACAACACUGUGCAGGAUGCUGGGCUGUACCAGGGUCAGGUGCUAGUAAUUGAGCCCCAAAAUGAAGAUGGCACAUGGCCAAGGCAGACCCUGCAGUCAAAAUCAAGCACUGUGCCUAGCAGAAAUUUUACUACCUCUCCAAAAUCAUCAGCAAGUCCCUAUUCCUCAGUGUCUGCCUCUCCCAUUGCAAAUGGUGAUAGCACUAACACCUCUGGAAUGCACAGUUCCGGUGUCAGCAGGGGUGGAUCUGGCUUCUCUGCUUCGUAUAACUGUCAGGAGUCCCCAUCGUCUCACGUACAACCUGGGCUCUGUGGACUUGGAAACCUGGGGAACACCUGCUUCAUGAACUCUGCUUUGCAGUGCUUAAGCAACACUGCACCACUGACUGACUACUUUCUCAAAGAUGAGUAUGAAGCUGAAAUCAACAGGGACAACCCUCUGGGAAUGAAAGGGGAAAUUGCAGAGGCCUAUGCAGAGCUCAUUAAGCAGAUGUGGUCUGGAAGGGAUGCUCAUGUGGCACCUCGAAUGUUCAAAACCCAGGUGGGACGUUUUGCCCCUCAGUUUUCUGGCUACCAGCAGCAAGACUCUCAGGAGCUCUUAGCCUUUCUUCUAGACGGAUUGCAUGAAGAUCUGAACCGAGUGAAGAAAAAACCCUACCUGGAGCUGAAGGAUGCCAAUGGGCGGCCAGAUGCGGUGGUGGCAAAGGAAGCCUGGGAGAAUCAUAGGCUAAGGAAUGACUCUGUGAUUGUGGACACGUUCCAUGGCCUCUUCAAAUCUACUUUGGUUUGCCCAGAGUGCGCUAAGAUUUCUGUGACCUUUGACCCAUUUUGCUAUCUAACUCUCCCCCUGCCCUUGAAGAAAGAUCGAGUUAUGGAGAUCUUCCUGGUUCCUGCUGACCCUCACUGCAGGCCUACCCAGUACCGCGUAAUUGUGCCGCUAAUGGGUGCUGUAUCUGAUCUGUGCGAGGCUCUCUCCAGGUUGUCUGGCGUUGCUGCAGAAAACAUGGUGGUCACAGAUGUGUAUAAUCACCGGUUCCACAAAAUUUUCCAAAUGGAUGAAGGUUUAAACCACAUCAUGCCUCGGGAUGAUAUUUUUGUGAAGAGGGAAAGACUACAGUCGGUUGCCAGCAAUUUUGGUAACAUCUGUUCCAGGAUAAAACAUCUAUAAAUCUCCUCAAUCCCAUGUAUUCACUAAGUACGAGGUCUGCAGCACCUCCAUGGAUGGCUCUGAAUGUAUCACGCUUCCUGUGUACUUCAGGGAGAGGAAGUCCAGGCCGUCGAGCACUUCCACCGGGGCGGUGCUGUAUGGGCAGCCUCUGUUGGUUUCUGUCCCAAAGCACAAGCUCACCCUCGAAUUUUUGUACCAGGCUGUUUGUGAGCGUAUCAGCCGCUAUAUAAAACAGCCUUUGCCUGAUGAGUCUGGCAGCUCGCCCUUGGAACCGGGGGCCUGCAAUGGCUCUAGGGGCAGCUGUGAAGGAGAAGACGAAGAGGAAAUGGAGCAUCAGGAGGAAGGCAGAGAGCAGCUUUCAGAAACAGAGGGCAGUGGGGAGGAUGAAUCGGGGAGUGACCGUGGUGAGACCUCCCAAAAGAAGCUCAAAGACAGACCCUGCCCUGAAAGGCUUUUUACCUUCAGUCUUGUGAACUCUUAUGGCACAGCUGACAUAAAUUCCCUUGCAACUGAUGGGAAGCUACUUAAACUCAACUCUCGGUCCACACUAGCCAUCGACUGGGAUAGUGAGACCCGGAACCGUUAUUAUGAUGAGCAAGAAUCUGAGGCCUAUGAGAAGCAUGUCAGCAUGUUGCAGCCUCAAAAGAAAAAGAAGACAGCAGUGGCCCUAAGAGACUGCAUCGAGCUCUUCACUACCAUGGAGACCCUUGGGGAGCACGACCCCUGGUACUGUCCCAACUGUAAGAAGCAUCAACAGGCCACAAAGAAGUUUGACUUGUGGUCCUUGCCGAAGAUCCUGGUUGUCCAUCUCAAACGUUUCUCCUACAAUAGAUACUGGAGGGAUAAGCUUGAUACGGUUGUGGAAUUCCCAGUCAGAGCUCUGAACAUGUCCGAGUUUGUCUGUGACCUGUCAGCAAGGCCUUAUGUGUACGACCUCAUUGCCGUGUCCAAUCAUUACGGAGCCAUGGGGGUUGGCCACUUAUACUUUCAUACUUGUUUAUGGAGAGGUAUUAGUGAUGUUCAAGUGAGAAGCUGGGUUUCCUCACAUCUCCUGUGUUGCACCAUGACAAGUGACACUACACCCAAUGUCAGGACCUCAAGAGAUGACACCAUGGGAGGUGUCAGUUCCAUUUACAUUUACAGUGGAUUAUGGAACUACCCUAACCACAGUCUUCUCUCCUAUACUGAUACUGCAUACGCGAAGAACAAACUGAAUGGGAAAUGGUAUUACUUUGAUGAUAGCAAUGUGUCCCUGGCCUCUGAGGAUCAGAUAGUGACAAAAGCAGCUUACGUGCUAUUUUACCAGCGUCGAGAUGAUGAGUUUUAUAAGGCACCUUCACUCAGUUUUCCUGGAUCGUCUGAUGGAGGAACGAGACCAGGAAGCUCACAGCAAGGCAUGGGGGAUGAUGAGACUUGCAGCAUGGACACCAACUGAUGUUGCUUCAUGACCCUGCACCACAGCACCAGUGUAAUCCCCCAGGAGAACACCUUUGACACUGAAGACUGCUAGUGUUUCCUCUAAAAACCAGAUGAGGAAAUUUCCUUCUCUUAUGAACAGAAGGAAAAAAAAGACCGUUUUUGCUCAGAAGGGUUAUACCAAGAGGCUGAAUUAUUUUUCUUUCUAUAUAGGUGGCGAGAAAUUUCUGUAAGCCUUUGGAGCUGCAGAGUGGGGGUUGGGGGUGUAGCACAAUGGAGUAUAUCUGAUGGAUUCCAAAGAACAGAGAGGAACACACUGUAAUUGAGUUUGGUGCAGCCAUGAAGACCUGCCACGAGCUGCCCUGAGUUCUUGGAUUUCUAAUUCUGGUGCUGAUUACUGGUCCCCCCAGUAGUCUGCCUGCAGUAAACUAAGCCUCGAGUAAACUUGAUGUCAUCCCCUUCUCCCUUACUGUGCACUGAGAUGGGUUUAUCAUUCUCUAAAAAUUAGCCACUGAGAUGCAUUUUUGUAUCCCUUUGAGUCAUGGAAUUUCCAGCUUUCUUCUCCCUAAUGAAAUGAAGAUAUUUGGUAUUAGGGUUUCCUGCCCCUUAAUCGCCUAUGGAACCUUGUACUUGUGUCAUGUCUCCCAGCAUCCUUGAUGAAUUGAGGCAGUGUGAUACCCUGUGACAUUUUUAUUAGAUAUCACUUAGAAGUCAGUAUGUGAAACUGCUGGGUACUGUGUCCCAUACAGUACCUUUGGUGGGUUGAGAAGAGAAACUUUUCCCGGCGUUGACUUCGGUUAGAACCAGCCAGUUCUCUCCACCCCUGCCCCACCACGCUCCCAUGACCCAUUUCAUCGCGGUGAGGAACCCGUUGUUCACUCGUCACUGGGGCCCUUCCCCUUCAGUCUGCGUGAGUUCUAAGAACAAGGUCAUCCGGGUCUUUUUUUGUUUCUUUGUUUGACCUUUCACCUGAGCCGUGGGGGUUGGGCCUUCCGUCAUCGAUCUGGUCACGCGGGCGACCGUUGGCAGGGGAGGUGGUGCAGUCUCACUCGCUCGCUGCUUGGUGAGGACGCGGCUGCGGGUCUGCGCCUGAGGGCCGGCCGGGGUGCGGUGUGGAGGUGGGCCAGGGCCUGAGAGGGAAGGCUUUGCGGGCUGAGCCGAGGGCCAGGGCUCUAGUCCGAUCGAUCGCAGGUUACUCCCCGAGAACUGCGGGCCUCACCCGCCCCUACGGGUAGGGUGGGAGGGCAGCGCCGGGAGUGUUCCCCUGCUCUCUGGCCUGUGUCGUGCGUCAAACUCAAGGAAAUCAGAAACUGUGGCGAACACCACAUUCGGGGGUGGUUUACCUCCUCAUAUGUAACAGUAUUCUCACAUUGCUCUGUGCAUUUCCAGUGAAUUACACAAUAAAGACGGGUCGCUUUUAAGGGAGAUGUCUGAAAAACUGAGAAGAUGCAGAAAGGAGCUGACUGCGGCCAUUGACCGGGCCUUUGAAGGGGUCAGUCAUUCCCAGGAGUGCUCAGGCCCGCUGAGGCUGGAGCUGGACGCGGUGCGACUUCCCUUCCCCCUCCCCGUGCACCGGCUCCUCUGCAGGAGGAAACCGCUGGCAGCCUGCUCCUCUGUGGCUCCUUUCUCUCCUGUCCCUUGUGACCCUGAGAAUGAGAGCCCUGUCUUUGCACCAAACCCUGCUCCUGUGACUGCAAAGCCGCAGGCUCUAUGUCCCCAAAGAAAACCUCUGACCAGCAAGGAAAACAUACUGAUGCAUUCCUCCAUUUUGGCACCUGAAAGACAGCUUUGGAGAGCAGUAGGAGAUGGGGAGAACUGGAGAAAAGACUGUUUAAGGAAAGAUAUGGAGAAAUAUUUGAAGGUUGACUCAAACAUGCCACUCAGCAGUUCUAGCCAAGAGGUCACACAGGAUCUGCUUGAUAUGAUUGACCAUACAAGCAUCCGAACUAUUGAAGAAUUGGCUGGAAAACUAGAAUUUGAAAACGAGCUGAACCGUGUGUGUGGUCACUGCGAAGAUUCUCCCUUUAAGGAGGAAGCCUGGGCCCUGCUGGUGGAUGAGAGCCCUCAGAAGGCCUCAGAUGCGGACCCUGGCAGCCUCAAGCAGGCUUUCGAGGACCACAAUAUCGUGGAGACAGUUCUGGACCUGGAAGAGGACUACAAUUUGAUGACCUCUUUUAAAUACCAAAUUGAGUAAGGACAGUUGACUUCAGCUUUGAUCUUUACAGCAGGAGGCUGACUUAGAGCGUCUGUGCCUGGCAUUCACAGUUGUCAUUGGUGCCACAUUCUUCAAAGGCUUGCCAAAAUCUGAAUUACCCCAGCCUUUUAAAUUUCUAGUUGUGUCCCUUUUUAAGCUGAGAGCCCCAUUUUUUUUUUUUGUUCUUUUUUGUUCUGUUGCUUUGAAAUGUUUCUUUGUUUUUUUCCUUUACUUUUUUUGAUAUCUUGACUGUUUUUUUUAAUUGUUAUUCAAUAUACCCAAUACCCAAGGCA
This is a messenger RNA of Sus scrofa (pig), 5863 nucleotides long. The record is from RefSeq and is a predicted model, not a curated record. NCBI's taxonomy places the organism in Eukaryota, Metazoa, Chordata, Mammalia, Artiodactyla, Suidae.